This is a messenger RNA of Aphanomyces invadans, 1163 nucleotides long. RefSeq lists its product as hypothetical. The record is from RefSeq and is a predicted model, not a curated record. Bases 13 to 1095 code for a protein of 360 amino acids. The transcript has 7 exons. NCBI's taxonomy places the organism in Eukaryota, Oomycota, Saprolegniomycetes, Saprolegniales, Verrucalvaceae.
GCCGGUUCCGAGAUGGCGGCUGCCGCGGCGGAGCACGACCGCCAUGUUCGUGUCCAGCGCGCGCUGGAGCAAGUCAAUGGCAUAUCUAUAUCACGGAUCUAUAACGAAGCGCUGGCCGAGAAAAAAGCAAAGAAGACAGCGAGCGCGCAAUCGUUUGAAGAACGCAUUGAAGCCAUCAUUACCAAAACACAGGAAAUUGCUCAGCGCAUUCAGCUGUCUCAUCGACGCAGCCUCGAUGACUUUGACGCGGUGGAGAUAGAGGACGAUGACGAUGAUGACGAGUCGGCCGACGGGUUCACCAUCAUGGACGACGACGCUCAGGCAUCGCGUUCAUUCAAGCGGCAACUAAGUCGAUUCCUAAGCUUGCCUCGUUCGCUCAGCAAACGCGAAAUGGAAGAGAUCACCGAUAUGGUUCUUCAUGAAGUGAACAACACACCCGACCACAGCAUCCUCAUGCACGAAAUCGGGUCACUCAUCGAUGAGCAUGUUCUGACUCCUCGAGACGGGAACGACGGGGACGCAUCAGCAUCUGCCUUGCACGACGACGACCGCCAUCGAGGGUCCCUUUCCCAGCGGCGUCAAAAAGACAUUCCCAAGCUCGACAUCAACCCGCCAUCAGCCGUCGACAUGGCACAGCGGCAAAUCUACAAAUCGGCCAACAAGCUCAAUUCCAUCUCGUUCCGCGGCGGGUUCGACGACUCCCAUGCAAAGGGCCUCACGCGACUCUCGUCGAAAGCCACGAUGCUGUCAUUGUUUGGGCCCAACGAAAGCAUGGCGAGCAUGACUCGAAGCCCAACGAGCCGCGGGAGCCCCAAGGCCACGUCGCGCCUCAUGCGAACUUCGUCCAAAGCGGAAUUGGACGCGGCCGAAGCGGCCGCCAAGGAGGCGGCGUGGCGAGCGCAGGUCAAAGAAGAUUAUGUUAUGUGGCUGCGCGCCAAAUCCGAGGCGGCAGCGGCCAAGGUACAAGCCCGAAAAGAUGAACGAGCACUUCGAAAGAAGAAAAAGCCGCGAUGGCUGCUGCUGUAUGAACAAGGCCGGCUCCAGAGGCAGCAUCUAGACGAACAAAUACAGCAGCUUGAGGAGCCAGGAAAGUGAGGGAGGACGACAAGGUGCGGUGUUUGAUGCUUUAGAAGGAGCUGCUAAUGGAGAGUGCCGCAAUUGUC